UGGCGUAGAGAUAACAAACUCAUAUUAAGGUCAGAUAUCUAAAACAUUCUUUAAAUGGCGGACGUUAAACAUUAUAGAAAAGAAUGGUAUAUGGCGAAAUUACUGUUAUUUGGAAUAGUGUUGCUGGCUUUAGAUGGGAUAUGUCACGGAUAUAACAUGCAGGAUUACUGCAACCAGGAGUUUAGUUUCAUCCUCAAAGAUGAACAACAAAUUGAGCUCAAAAUGGAUGACGAAUACAUCUAUGAACUCCAUCAUAAUAAUUAUCCGUACGGAAGCACGGACAGAGUGUGCGAGACUACGUUUGAAGCCUGGUAUUCGUACUAUUCUGACUUCAUGAUCUAUUUUGAUGAUUUAGACCUAGACUGUAGCGAUGGACAUCUUGAGUUUUACAGUGGCAAAAGUGGACACUCGAGAGUCAAUGGAUUGGAAGGAGAGAUUUGUGGGUCUAGUAAACCGAAUAGUGUUUAUACAGUAAAAGACAUGUCUUUCAGAAUAAGAUACGUCCCAAAGAAACGUCAGUAUAUUAGUGAUAUAUUCACAGUGGUCAUAACAGCUUAUGGUACAGGAUAUUGUCCCAGCUAUGGACACACGUGUUCUAACGGAAGAUGUAUAGAUGAUGAUAUAGUGUGUAAUGGUUAUAACUCGUGCGGUGACAAUUCAUCAUGUGAUCUAAGCACGGGUGCUAUAAUUGGUAUUGUUGUCGGGGCUGUGGCUGGGUUAGCUAUUGUCAUCAGUGCGAUCAUUUGCUGUAUAUGCUGUGCAAAACGAACUGGGAUGAGGCAAGGAACGACUGUGCAGAAUACAGGUGCACCUGUUGUUGUAUAUACCGCACAGGACCAGAACCGAUACAGUCAACCUAUGUACGGAGUGAAUCAGCCUAUGUACGGAGUGAAUUACAACAUACCCCCGGGACAACAACAGUCUGUCACUAUACAAAAUCAGGGUUCGCCGUAUCCUGCCAGCUCUGCCAUGUAUCCAACUGUACCGUCUGACAACAACAUCAAUAAUCAAAGUGCUGCAGGCACUUACAAUGUGCCUUCAUAACAAAACAACGUCAUAUGUAAACUACGUCAUCACGAUACAAUGUUAUGAAAUAUUCAAUAUAAGAGCUACUGAAUGACUAUAAGAAUAUGUCUAACCUGUGUGACUCACAAAAGCUUGUACCUCAAUAUCUAGGGAAACAUCAAGAACAAAAUGUAUCCCAUAACAAUAAGCGAACAGUUGAUAAACUUGCAUCAUUUUUAAUUCAUGUGUAAAACUGCCUCUUAGUUUUAUACUGGACAAUAACAGACUACGUAAAUAUAUUCAGAAUUAACAUUUUGUAUCUUAAUGGGUAAAAAAUAUGGGUAAUUGGAAAAAGCUGUGAUAUAUAUCAUUUUGUAAUGUUUUAUAAAAAAAUUUCAUUUUCAUCGUA
Ruditapes philippinarum (Manila clam) is the source of this 1414-nucleotide messenger RNA. RefSeq lists its product as uncharacterized. The transcript is spliced from 5 exons. NCBI's taxonomy places the organism in Eukaryota, Metazoa, Mollusca, Bivalvia, Venerida, Veneridae. Gene Ontology annotation, molecular function: protein binding. The record is from RefSeq and is a predicted model, not a curated record. The coding region runs from base 55 to 1044 and encodes 329 amino acids.